AUGAAAAUGAAGUUCAUCACCACUGCUCUCAUCUUCGCUGCUACCGCCGUGGCUCUGCCUCAGUCUGGAAGCGACGGCAACAUCUUCCCUGUUAGCAACGGGAUGACCGUGGAGCAGGCUCAGGCUAAGUGUGGAAAUAAUUCCACGGUCAGCUGCUGCAAAAAGACAACCUACACCAAGGAUAUCACCACAAGCAACAACGGCCCACUUGCAGGAGUUCUGCAAUCUGCCCUGGGUGGAGGACCCGGUGGCGAUGGCCUCGGCCUUUUCGGCCAAUGCAAUGAUCUCAGCCUCAACAUUCCAGUUCUCAAUGUCGUCGGCGGUGGUGUCGAUCAGCUCAUAAAUCAGAAAUGCAAGCAGAACAUAGCUUGCUGCCAGAACACUGAAUCCAACGCCGACGGAGAUCUCAUUGGCGUCGCCAUUCCCUGUGUUGCCCUGGGAUCCCUUAUCUAA
Molecule: messenger RNA, 453 nt
Organism: Penicillium verhagenii
Lineage: Eukaryota; Fungi; Ascomycota; Eurotiomycetes; Eurotiales; Aspergillaceae
Product: hydrophobin family protein
Exons: 3
Coding region: 1-453 (150 amino acids)
Cellular component (GO): fungal-type cell wall
Molecular function (GO): structural constituent of cell wall
Source: RefSeq, a predicted model, not a curated record